AUGAAUGUAUCUUCCAUUCUUCUGGCAACCUGUCUACUAGGACUAUGCCGUUGCAGAAACUCAAGACUUCCCACUGACAGACUCUUUAUCGAGGUUCUAGACGACUAUGCAGAGGAUGAAGUUGUCAGCUAUCAUCUCAUAAAGGGAACAAGGAAGAAUAGAUCGAGUGGCCAAAGACAGGUGUGGGAUUUGGCCAACGGAACUGCCUAUGAAGUAGAGCACACACUGCCUUUGGCUCUUAGAUACAGUGAUGAAAAGGUAGAAUAUCUGACGGUGGAAGAUUCUAGGGAACUAACUCACUCUAGACACGCUACUACUUUGGACAUUUCUAGUAUAGACUCAUCAUCUUACCAGUUCUUUGACUAUUCCUUUGACGGUAAUGCGACAAGACUUGUUGUUCCUAAUAAGGGUUUAAAUUUUAAAAAGUUAGUGGAUGGAAAGAGGAAGGUUUAUACUCUGCCCUCUGGAGAAAAGCUCGAGUAUGCCAAACUCUACCUUAACAAGGAUGGUAUAGCAGAGCUGGUAAUUCUAGUAGCUAAGAUAUCUGAUAGUGUAAUGGAACAUUAUCUUGAACUAAAGGACGGGGUAUGGGUAUCCUGUGAUGAUCAUGAAAAAAAGAUGAGAAGUUUAGUUUCUACUGCAGAAUUCAAGGGGACUUUAAUCCUAAACAUUGAAGACGAUAAGGAUACCAAAGAAUGUACAAUCUUUGAAACAGAAUUACUAGGUAUUACCACUAGACACUUUUAUCCUAAGCCUGGCCAUCUUGUCAAGAAGGUUACGGAUGGGAGUAGUGAGUUGUGGAAUUCCUCAAAACCUCUUAAUGUACAGGGAGUCUAUGCAAGGUGGAAUGGAUACUUUGACGACUAUUGCCUUUCUUGUCUCAUUCACAAACGUGGGAACAUAGAACUACUAGUAAUGAUUGUAGUGGAAAGAUUGUCAGAAGGAAAGGAAUACUUUGAGAGGGUAAAUGGAACCUGGAAGAAUCUCACACGAGACGAAUUUGACAGGAAGAUAGAGGAGAUUAAGGGAUGGUCUAUACCAUAA
Molecule: messenger RNA, 1044 nt
Organism: Theileria equi strain WA
Lineage: Eukaryota; Apicomplexa; Aconoidasida; Piroplasmida; Theileriidae
Product: signal peptide containing protein
Exons: 1
Coding region: 1-1044 (347 amino acids)
Source: RefSeq, a predicted model, not a curated record